UAGGUGGCGCGCAGUGUCUUGCAGUAUGGCGACGCGUUUUGAUGCGAGGUUGUGAACCGCAAAUCUUCCUAUCGUAGCGUUGUUUUGAAGACAAAAGCGCAAGUAAUUUCCGGUGUUUAAGAGACUUUCGAUUCUUCGGCAAUCAAACGUUUGUAAGACUUUGCAGCGCGCGCGCACCUUGCGAUUCUCUGUCGCGUUCUCUUUACGUGCCCCAGGAACGUGUUUCUGCAUGGCCAGCCUACGUAUGUGUUGCGCAUUGUAUUUAUAGCGAUAACUCGUGCAGUCCGAAAAUAGUUAAGAAGUGUGUGUAUACAUAUACGCAAACAUAAACACGCCGUGUUUUCAAGAUGGGUCCACCUUGCGAUUGGCAGAUAAGCAAGCAAAAUUUUGAGGAACGUGGUCAGUAUCUGUUAGAAACUGGACUGUGGUCAGAUUGUCAGUUUAUUGUAGGACAAGAACCGCAGCAGCAAACUCUCAAAGGUCACAAGCUAUUCUUAGCAAUGACCAGUCCAGUAUUUGAGGCUAUGUUCUUUGGUGGCAUGGCUGAAAAGAAUGAUCCAAUACCAAUAAAAGAUGUUCAGCCCGAAGCAUUUAAGGCUCUGUUGGAAUAUAUAUAUACAGACAAGGUGAUGCUGAGCUCGUUUGAAUUGGCUUGCGAAUUAUGUUACUGUGCUAAAAAGUACAUGAUACCGCCAUUGGUAGAAAAAUGCACGAAAUAUCUAUGGUCGGAUCUUUCGCCGAAGAAAGCUUGCAGGGCGUUCGAAUUUGCCAAGCUCUUUGAGGAGCCUGUACUGACGGACAAGUGUAUGCAGAUCAUACGGUCAAAAACAGAUGAAGUAUUGAAUGAAUCCAGCUGGGAAGACAUAGAGUUAGAUACAGUUCUCACAGUGUUGGAACAAGAUGAGUUGCAAAUAAAUUCAGAAGUAGAUUUAUUCAAUGCGGUGGAACGAUGGGCAAAGUCAGAAUGUGGAAGAAAAAAUCUUGACCCAACAAAUGGAAAUGCAUUGAAAUCUGUUAUUGGAAAUGCACUCUCUAAGAUAAGAUUUUUGAGUUUGAACGCACACGAAUUUGCAGAUGGUCCUGGCGGAUCUCCUCUACUCACACAGGACGAAUCGUUUGCGAUAUUAAUGAACAUAUUAUGUUCCGGCAACAAAACACCCAUGCCCGAAGGUUUUUCUACUAAUAUGAAUAGUAGGGCAAAGUCAGUUUCUUCAGUAAAUUUGCCCAAAAGGCCUUGUUUACCAAAUAUCUAUGGCAACAAAAUGAAUAAUAGUAGUCUGUGUUCUGAUUUUGAUGGAGAGUCCAAUGGUGCGUUACGUUUUUCGCCGAUCGUAAACUCAGACGCAGGACGAAAUAUGAUCAAAGAUUCUAGGAAUCUAGAUCUUAGGAAUUUGCCGAAUUCUUCGUCUUCUUCAGGAGUGUUUAUGCGCGAUGGGCCUAAAUAUUAUUGCCUCAGAUCGGUCGUUCAACAAACGGAUUGUCUGAACACAAACGUGAUGGACUGUUCCGUCACAUUCAGCGUGGAUAAAAAUAUUUGUGUGGUGGGUGUGCAAGUGCCUACGCAAAUCGUCACGGGAGGCAACUUCGCUCAGUCGUUGGACGCCGAUAUGUCUUACACCGAAAUCUUGUACGCCCAUUUGCUGGAUUGUGACGGCGCACGUUUGACGUACACACACUUUACCACUAAAGCAAAUUUCGGCAAUCUCGUGGAAAUUUCUUUUAAUCGACCAGUUUACAUUCAGAAGCAUAAGGUUUAUCGAGUUGGUGUGGUGUUUAACAAGGCCGGAUGGUACCCUGUAGGAGUUUGCGCUCAAAACAUGUCCUGUGAUAAUGUGUAUUUCUCGUUUGGAGUUGGUAAUACAGCACACGCAGUUCGUGACGGUCUUAUUCGAUCUAUAGUUUUCACGUAUCACUAAUACCUGAUGUCGAUAGCUAACAAGGAAGGUUCCCGAAAAUCUGAAAAACAAUCCUAUCUACGCAAAAGCGUGUAAUGAAAGCGUUUAUGUAAUAAAAUUAGUUAAAUUUCACAAUCAUUUUGACAAAAAUAUUGUGUAAAAAUUUAUGUUAAAAUAACAUAAAGAUGAUAAACUGAAAUUUUGUAUUUGACACGGUUUCAAAUUAUCCUCAACGAAGUAUCUUUUAUUUUUAAAUUUUUUCCCAAAGAUAUUCUUUGUUCUUCAUUUCUAGUUUUUCGAGUUCAUCGUUGCCCUUUUUUGCAAUAUCUAUCGAUUCUUUUUACGACUUAAUAGUUCGAGAAAUUGAAAAAUUCAACAAUUUGACAUUUGUGUAUGAGAUGAAAAGGAGUCCAGUCAAGAAAUAAAGAGUUCAAUAUAUGUGAUUAAAGAUCUCUAAAUCAUGUUAAAAUUCUGCAAAGUUUUGUAUUAGUUUUAUUUUUCCAGUUCUCUCCAACCUUCCUUGAGGCGAAAUCUUGUACGUAUAUAUUAUGACAAGUACGAUUUCUGACGAGAAUCUACUUUUGUGUUGUAUAUUACAAUAAUACACUAUUUUAAUUUUUAAGCGCACGUCUUUCAUUGUGUAUAAAUAUUAAAACUGCUUUAAUAGUACAAAUAUACUCAUCGAUUCUAA
Molecule: messenger RNA, 2586 nt
Organism: Pseudomyrmex gracilis
Lineage: Eukaryota; Metazoa; Arthropoda; Insecta; Hymenoptera; Formicidae
Product: BTB/POZ domain-containing protein 1-like
Exons: 5
Coding region: 348-1916 (522 amino acids)
Biological process (GO): neurogenesis
Cellular component (GO): cytosol; P-body
Molecular function (GO): protein binding
Source: RefSeq, a predicted model, not a curated record